This is a messenger RNA of Panicum virgatum (switchgrass), 1495 nucleotides long. RefSeq names its product E3 ubiquitin-protein ligase TRIM33. Lineage: Eukaryota; Viridiplantae; Streptophyta; Magnoliopsida; Poales; Poaceae. The record is from RefSeq and is a predicted model, not a curated record. The transcript has a single exon. The coding region runs from base 207 to 740 and encodes 177 amino acids.
CGGAUCCGACGGCACGGGGCGCGCCGCGCCGGCUAUAUAAUGGCCGCCCGCUUCGUGGGCUUCGAACUCGAAGCCGUGCGGUGUGGUGUGCCCAGCAAGCCGCGCCGGCGCCGACCCCACCAACCAACCGCUCCCUCGCGUACUCCCCGUCCGUCUCCACUUCCCUCGGCCCGGCGGUUGCCGUCUCGUCUCGUGUCGAGCGCGAGAUGGGGGAGGCGGAGGAGGAGGAGGUGCAGGAGGCGGAGGAGGCCGGCGCGCGGAAGCGGAAGCGCGGCGCGGGCGGGGAGGCGGAGGGCGACGCCAGCGGCGUGGAGGAUGCGGCGGAGGGCGGCGCGUACGACAAGGAGGACCUGCUGGUGGAGGACGGCGCCGGCGAGGGCAUCGCGGAGGAGGCCGUGGCGGAGGUGAUGCGGUGGCUGGAGGCGGAGAUCGCAGGGCCCCCGCCGGCCGGCCCCGGGUUCGUGACCAUCAACGGCAACGAGGAGAGCUGCGGCCCGUCCUUCUCGGCGGCGGCGUCGACGGUGAUGGCCUCCGUCGACACCCGCGCCGGCGCGCCGCCCCCGCCGCCCGUGCCCUGGCCGUGGCCGGACCCCGUUCCCGCGGCGGGGGGCGCGGGCGUGGGGGCGCCGGCGGUGGAGGACGUGGAGAUGGUGGGGCCGGGCGGCGAGGCCGACGAGGAGUGGCUGGCAAGCCUGCUGACCUGCGCGGGGCCCCUGCUGGAGGGCGUCCUGCUCCUGUAGCCCGCCGCCCCGCGAGCCUAUCGUCGAGUAGAGAGUAGCAGUAGGCAGUAGCCGUAGGAGCAGCAGGGAAGGAGACAGAAGGACGGGGGGGGGGGGGGGGGGGGGGGGGGCUCCGCUGGGCGCUGGCCUACCCUUUUUUGGACGCUUGUACAGUGGGAACGGGGCCGGUGGGUGGUGGUUCGUUUUGGCGCCGCUCGCUCCGUCGCUCUCACAGUCCUGUCUCGGCGGCGGCGCCGUGUGGCGUGGGCGCGUCAGGACGUCGGGUCUCGGUCUCGUCCGGCCACUGAUGAUGCGAUGGGAUGCAGAAACUGGAAGCGAUCAGUCGAUUGGGACGCUGUCUGGUAGGCACGGUUGGUUCUCCAUUGUUUCUUUUCAAACUUGUCGAACGUGGCCGUGUCGCCUCCCUGUCCUCUCGCCGGAAUCCCAGGCGGCCCGAGACCAAACAGUCCGUGCUAGCCGGGUCGAGCAACAACUACUUGUACCUAUUUUUCUUCGAGUCAUCGAGAAACUCCGUGCACGAAUCGAAUCGGGACGGAAGGUUAGACGACAGACGCGCACGAACACGACCUGCUGGAGUGAGUUACGCCUGGGAUGAUCGGACGCUCGAUCGGCGCCUGGAACCAACGACGGCGUCACGCCGUGCAGAAGCAGCCGCUGCUGGCCCGCGACCGCCGCGUCCCACUGUCCCAGCCCCAGCGACCCUAGUGUGUUCGACUGGUCGUGGUCCAGUCCAGUAGGACCAGUACGCAUCGACC